AUGCAGCUGGAAGACCUUACGGUGGGCCAAAUUCCCCCUCCCGGCGCCGGCACUGUUGCUGAGGGCGCGGAGGCUGACGAGGACGACGGCGAUGCGCAGCGCAGCCAGGACGCAGGCACAAGCGCGGAGGCGCUAGCGGCGUUCGCGCGGCACUGCCCCGGGAUCAGGAAGCUGGCGUUCAUGGGCAGCCCCUCCAUCCGCGCCGGCGCCCUGGAGGCGGCCCUCCUGGCCAUGCCCUCCCUGGAAGAGCUGCGGCUGCACGACGUCAGGCGAGUGCUGCAGCCGCUGUCAGGGCUCGACAAGGCGCUGCAGACGCUGCUCGCCGCCGCGUGGGGCGGCGGGCGGCGGCUGCGGGCGCUGGAGGCGCGGCGCUGCCCGCUGAUCAGCAACAAGACGCUGAAGCUGCUGUGCCAGGGGCCGGGGGACCACACCUCUGAGCAGCAGCAGCAGCAGCAGCAGGCGGUAGCCGCCACCCCUGGAGGCGUCGACUCCCAAGCCGCCGCGGCCGGGGCUGUGCCGGCCCCCGUGGUGGGCUACCCCCACCUGGUCGAGCUGGACCUGACGGGAAGCUGCGUGGCACCUGGGAUUACGAUAAACAUCGAGGCACUGCAGGGCAGCUGCCCGGCGCUGGAAGUGCUGUCACUCGAGGGGGUCGGCGGCUUCUAUGGCUGGUACGCCACGCGCCCCCCUCGCGGCGCCGCGCCCCGCGCCGGCCCCGGCUGGCCAGCGCUCCGCUGGCUCGUCGCCGGCGCGAUGCAGCAGCGCUUCCAGGUCUCCCAGCGCGCCACCCUCACGCGCAGCACGCUGGACGACGAACUGCUGCUGCGCCUCGCCGCCGGCGCACGGGGCCUCGCGCGUCUGGGGCUGCGCGGCUCGGGCGUGACCGCGGACGGCCUGCGCGCGCUCGUGCUGGGGGUGCCCCUCGGCUCCGGCCCAGCGGACGAGGAGGACGAGCGGCACAGCGGCGACGCUGUCUCUGCGGGGGCGGCAGCAGCAGCAUCUCAAAAGCCCGGGCCAGGCCUGCGGGAGCUGCUGGCGUCGCCCGCGGGGCGCGGCCUGCGGCAGAUUGAGGUGUCCAGCUGCCGCUCCCUCAGUCGGUCAUCGCGGCAGGCGGCGGCGCACGGGCUGGAGGCGCUGCGGCGGCAGCUGGCGGAGGGCGCUUGA
This is a messenger RNA of Monoraphidium neglectum, 1164 nucleotides long. RefSeq lists its product as hypothetical. Gene Ontology annotation, cellular component: SCF ubiquitin ligase complex. Bases 1 to 1164 code for a protein of 387 amino acids. The record is from RefSeq and is a predicted model, not a curated record. Lineage: Eukaryota; Viridiplantae; Chlorophyta; Chlorophyceae; Sphaeropleales; Selenastraceae. The transcript is spliced from 6 exons. Gene Ontology annotation, biological process: SCF-dependent proteasomal ubiquitin-dependent protein catabolic process.